Ornithorhynchus anatinus (platypus) is the source of this 1300-nucleotide messenger RNA. It is a transcript of the gene MRPL45, whose product is annotated as mitochondrial ribosomal protein L45. The coding region runs from base 40 to 1032 and encodes 330 amino acids. The transcript is spliced from 8 exons. The record is from RefSeq and is a predicted model, not a curated record. Gene Ontology annotation, cellular component: mitochondrion. NCBI's taxonomy places the organism in Eukaryota, Metazoa, Chordata, Mammalia, Monotremata, Ornithorhynchidae.
UUCCGGCUUCCGGUUCCCGGCGGGCCGCGCGCCGGCAAGAUGGCGGCGCCCACGAGGACGGGCGCGGCGGCCUGGUCCCGGUUGCGGUUCCUGGGCCGGUGGUCCCCGCAGUGCCCGGACGUCCGGCCCGGCCCGGCCGCCGUCGUGAUACCGGUGAGAACCAAGAGGCGCUUCACGCCCCCUCAGAAGAAGGCCAAGUUCUGGACCGAAGAGGAGAACCGGGCGCGCGCCCGCGCCGCCGGCAUCGUCAUCCCCAACGAGCGCCCCGAGAGACCCAUCGUCCUGAACUGCACAGCCGGGGUCUUUGACCCCUACAUCCCCCCCGAGGGCGACGCUCGCCUGACGCCCCUCCUCAAGGCCGGCCUGAAGCAGAGGGUGGAACAGCUGAAGCAGCGCGUGGCCUCCCAGCUGGCCAUCCGCAAGGUGAAGGAACACGACACCACCUUCAGCGUCAAGACCUUCGCCACCAAGGCCCAAGAGAUCUUCACCGAAGCGCACGACUGCCUGAACACGGCCAACCACGACAAGCUUCACGAACUGGUGACGGAGUACUGCUUCCCGAAAAUGGCCGAGGAGACGAAGCUGAAGACCGUCCGCUGGCGCUUCGUGGAGUCCCUGGAGCCCCCCCGGGUGGUGCAGGUCCGCUGCACGGACAUGGUCAGCCCGGGGAACGUGUACGGACAGGUCACCGUCCGCAUGCACACCCGCCAGGCCCUGGCCAUCUACGACCGGUUCGGGCGACUGAUGUACGGGCGAGAGGACCUGCCGCGGGACGUGUUGGAGUACGUCGUGCUGGAGAAGCAGCUUCGUAACCCGUACGGCGCCUGGAGGCUGCAUGACAAGAUCGUCCCCCCCUGGGCCCCCGCCCCCGACGCCCCCUUGAAGACGGUCCUGAUCCCCGGGCCCGGCCUGCUGCCGGGGGAGGAGCUCCGGGACCCGGACGUGGCUACGCCGCCGUCACCGCCCACCGCCGAGACCCCGGGCCUGCCAUCACCCCGGGCCCGAGCCGCCCCCCCGGGACCCGGCGUUUAGGGAUCGGCUGCCCCAUGGGGGGUUGGAAGGUGCCGCGGGGCAGGCUUGGGGGCGGGGACUUUAGGGCCCUCGCGCCCUGUCCCCCUUCUCCUGCCUCGACUGUCGGGGACCCAGGCCCGAGGGAGGGCCACGGCGCCGGGGGCCGGCCUUCGGAGCCCCUUCCGCCUCCCCGCUUCGGCCGAGGCUGCCGACGACACCCCAACGGGACGUCAGACCCCAGACUGGGAACGUGGACUGAGACCCUGGUAAUAAAUCCCCGUCUGUCGGA